GGACUGGUCUUUUUCCUGCCCAUACCGUUGUGGAAGAUCUGUCUCCUUUAUAUCUGGACUAAACAUCUCGGGACUAGGCAGCAGCCAAGAAGACCCUCAGCAUUCCGACGCACCGCAGGGCUUGGUGUUCACACUUUGAACGUAUAUCGCUUGUAUAGACGUCCGAAAUCGAGCUUGGCAGAUAUUUCACCCUGCAGUAAUGGGUCAGUCGCAUUCCAAGGGCAACUCCAGCCCGGGCGACUCUUUGCAGUCGUAUCCAUCUUUCUCUCGGUCGGAUACCAAAGAAUCGCUCCGUUCUCUUCGGGGCUCGAUCCGCUCGAAAAUCCGUAGCAGUGACAGUCCCCGCGCAUCGACGUCCGCGCUGUCACAAACGGAGAGCCAGACCGACAGGUCGGAUGCUGGCUCGAUCAAGUCGGCAGCGAGUCGACGCAGCUCCACCAACCUGAGUACACAGUCUCCUACCGCCGAGGAUCCGGGUGCGAACCCUGAUGCCCCCGAGCCUCCCCCAUCCCCUUCCUUGUCGAGCAGUUUGAAGCGAGGACAUCAAGAUGUGAGUGCUAUGCAACAAAGCGGCGAGGUUGACCUUGUGUCGGACGCUCCUCCCACUGGUGUUGCUCCCGUGGGCCCAUCCUCGCAGGCCGUGGGUGAAUCUAUCCUCAUCAAAAAGGACAAUCAACUCAACCCCAUUCUGGACUAUAUAAUGAACACUCCACUCGAGACAGCUAGUUCACCAGGUAUGGGAAUGGGCGCUCUGAAGUCUAUUGACUUGGACGACAUGAUUUCGCGGCUUCUCGACGCCGGUUACUCGACGAAGGUCACCAAGACCGUUUGCUUGAAGAACGCAGAGAUCACGGCGAUCUGUACCGCGGCACGGGAAUUGUUCCUCUCUCAGCCGGCUCUGCUGGAGCUGUCUGCCCCUGUCAAGAUCGUCGGAGAUGUUCAUGGUCAAUAUACGGAUCUGAUCAGGCUCUUUGAGAUGUGCGGGUUCCCUCCUGCUUCAAACUAUCUGUUUUUGGGUGAUUAUGUGGAUCGUGGAAAGCAGAGUCUGGAAACGAUUCUUCUCUUGCUUUGCUAUAAGCUGAAAUACCCGGAGAACUUCUUCCUUUUACGUGGCAACCACGAGUGUGCCAACGUAACCCGCGUCUAUGGGUUCUAUGAUGAAUGUAAACGGCGUUGCAACAUCAAGAUCUGGAAGACCUUUGUUGAUACCUUCAACUGCCUCCCCAUCGCUGCGAUCGUCGCUGGCAAGAUCUUCUGUGUCCAUGGUGGUUUGUCUCCUAGCCUCUCCCAUAUGGAUGACAUUCGAGGAAUCGCACGUCCAACAGAUGUGCCGGACUACGGUUUACUGAAUGAUCUUUUGUGGAGCGACCCUGCGGAUAUGGAAGAAGACUGGGAGCCGAACGAGCGCGGAGUGAGUUAUUGCUUCGGUAAGAAGGUCAUCAUGGACUUCUUGCAACGGCAUGAUUUCGACUUGGUCUGCAGAGCGCACAUGGUCGUCGAGGACGGCUAUGAGUUCUACCAGGAUCGAAUUCUCGUUACCGUCUUUUCUGCACCUAAUUAUUGUGGUGAAUUCGACAACUGGGGUGCCAUUAUGUCGGUUUCAGGUGAAUUGUUGUGUAGUUUUGAGCUGCUCAAACCGCUGGAUUCCACCGCACUGAAGAACCAUAUUAAGAAGGGCCGGAACAAGCGGAACAGCAUGCUCAGCAGUCCUCCUGCACCUGUCUCUGCGCAAAGCUACUAGGGGUCUUGGUAAUUACAUGCCAAGCAAUCGCCGUCCGCCCAUAUGUCACCACCAAGGACCUGGACCUGAGCCUGCCAUGGCUGGUCAGCGUCCAGCAUCCCGUCCACUCAAUAGUGCGACCUAUAAUAAAUUGGUGGGG
Aspergillus eucalypticola CBS 122712 is the source of this 1880-nucleotide messenger RNA. It is a transcript of the gene phzA, whose product is annotated as putative serine/threonine protein phosphatase. Lineage: Eukaryota; Fungi; Ascomycota; Eurotiomycetes; Eurotiales; Aspergillaceae. The transcript is spliced from 3 exons. Gene Ontology annotation, cellular component: nucleus; cytoplasm. The record is from RefSeq and is a predicted model, not a curated record. Gene Ontology annotation, molecular function: protein serine/threonine phosphatase activity. The coding region runs from base 200 to 1741 and encodes 513 amino acids.